Schistosoma bovis is the source of this 3348-nucleotide messenger RNA. Lineage: Eukaryota; Metazoa; Platyhelminthes; Trematoda; Strigeidida; Schistosomatidae. The record is from the annotation of a GenBank genome assembly.
AUCUAAUUGAGGUUGUUACGUACAGAGCGUUACGUCAAUGAAGCGACGGGUGGUUUUCAGUGAGUCGGAUUCAGAUGAUGAAAUCAAGACCAAGGAAAAGCCGACAGUAAAACAAAGUACGAAACGAUAUUCUGAGAAGAAAAGGAAAUGCACAGACGUCGAUGAUAAUCAAAUAUCCUGCCGUGAUAACUCUCAGCAGUCAAUAAUCGACGCUUUACGACGACAGCAAGAGUUAUGCAAAAUCUCCCGUGGCAAGAAAGCAAAUACUAUUGAAGCGUACUUCUCACAGUCUGUGAAACCCAAGAAGAAUGUAGUUUCCGUUGAUGAUUUCUUCGGACCAUCUGGAACAAAAUCAAAUGCUAAGCCUUCUGCUGUCGUCAGCACACCACCUCAUUCACCGAUGGAGAUCAUCCCGGAUACACCAAUAUUAUCUCCGAAAACACCUCUGGGGACCAGAGAAAGUUAUAAAAGCUCACCCCAAAUCAAUGUUAUCUCGGAGGGUGUGAAGACAACUAGUAAUCAAACGUCAUCCAUGGUUAAUGAAUCUCUUAAUGAUAGCACUGAUACUGCUGUAAAAGAUCGAAAGCAUUUUUGGGCCUACAAAGCUCGCGAUGGUCCUCGCAGUCUUGGAUCAAGAGAAAUUCCUAAGGGAACUCCGGAUUGUUUAAAGGGACUAAACUUUCUCAUCACUGGAAUACUAGAGUGUAUUGAACGAGAGGACGCCGCAAAUCUUAUUCAGAAUUGUGGUGGAAAAGUUUUAAAAACAUUGGGUAAAAAGACUGAUUAUCUCGUUGUCGGACGUGAACCUGGUGCAGCCAAAAUCGAGAAGGCUAACAAUUUGAAAAUUAAGCAGAUUACCGAAGAACAUCUCUUUGAAAUGAUAGAAAAGUCCAGUAAUAUUCCUCUUGUAAAUCAUAAAUCGAAUGUAUCCAGCUCAGAAUCUUCCAAGAAAUUGGAGCCUGUAGAUGCAAACGAUAGUAAACAAAAUUUAAAAAGUCCUAAAAAAUCCCCUAAGAAAAAUCAAUCUACCAAAUCACCGGAUAAUGCUCCUAAAUCUCGUAAACAUGAAUCUCCGAAUAAAUGUGCAGGAAAAUCUGUUAUGUCCUCAUGUAGUGAACUUCCUCUUACUGCACGUCCUGUUUUAACUAAUAAUUCAACAUUCAAUAAUAAAACUGAUCGAAGUCAUAGCAGUGGUUUAUCCAAAACUCCUACUAAUGUCAUCGAUAAGCAAGAUUCCCUGUCCAAGGAGAUGAGUUCGAAGUUGUCUGAAUUAUGGGUUGAUAAGUAUAAACCAACGUCUGUUCGCUCACUGAUUGGUCAAAACGGUGCUCAAAGUCCAGCCAAUCGACUUUUAAAUUGGCUAUCUUCCUGGCACUCGAGUUUUUCAGCAGGUUUAAAAGCGAAGGCUUACUCAAGUGCCCCUCCAUGGGGCCCGUCAUCUAGUGAUGAUGGGAAGUGGGCGCGCGCAGCACUUCUUUCGGGACCUCCAGGGAUUGGCAAAACAUCAACCGCUAUUUUAGUAUGCAAAGAACUUGGUUAUACUUAUUGCGAAUUUAAUGCAUCCGAUUGUCGAUCCAAGCGGUGUUUAAGUGAAGAAAUAGGACAGUCUUUGGGUUUACGAAAUUUGUCACAUAUGGCGUUUGGUCAAGCAUCAACAUUAAAUUCUGGUCGUCACGUUUUAAUUAUGGACGAAGUAGAUGGUAUGGCUGGUAAUGAAGAUCGCGGAGGAAUGCAAGAACUUAUCAACAUGAUUAAAAUUACUCAAAUACCUAUUAUUUGCAUGUGCAAUGAUCGUCAGGCUAUAAAAAUACGCUCUCUGGCUAAUUAUUGUCUCGAUUUAAGAUUUCAUCGUCCACGAGUUGAACAAAUAAAGUCAGCAGUAUUGUCUAUUGCUUGCAAAGAAAAUGUGAAUUUACCUCCGGAUGUAUUAACAAAUAUUAUCGAUUCUAGUAAUCAUGAUAUUAGACAGGUAAUUAAUAAUGUUCAAAUGUGGUGUAGCUCUGGUUUAAUUGAUUCCGAAGGAUUAAAAGCGGAUGCAUUAGGUGCACGUAAAGAUCUACACUUAAAUGCAUUUGAUGUGAUUCGUAAAGUUUUUGCACCAGAUAUUUCUGGUUCUCAAGGCAGUGUUGCUACAUUCAAUGAAAGUUUAGAUUUAUUUUUUCAAGAUUACAAUUUAAUUCCUUUGUUUGUUGAGGAAAAUUAUCUUAAUGUUAGAGUUCAUAAUACCCAUGACGAUAAAAAGAUUUUGCAAUUAAUGUCUCAAGCAGCGUCUGACAUCGCCACGGCAGAUAUCAUUUCAUCUACUAUCAGAUCAUCACGUACGGGAUCAUGGUCUUUAUUACCUGUUCAAGGUGUGUUCAGUACAGUUUCACCUGGUCGUACUCUUCGUGGCUCUUUACCUGGUGGCCCAGGUGGUGUUUCAUUUCCUUCUUGGUUUGGUAAGAACAGUACACAAAGCCGUAUCAAUCGGACUACUUCGGAAUUAGCUGCACAUUUACGAUUAGCAACUCAUUGUGGUUCAUCAAAUCCGCUUACAUUAUUGCUAGAUUAUGCUACACCAAUCUCUGAACUUAUCACUCGUCCACUUAAAGAAGGUGAUAUUGACAGUGCUAUUCAAUUUCUAAUUAAUUAUCAAAUAACAAGAGAAGAUGUUGAUUCUAUAAUGGAAUUAACUACUUGGCCGAAUCGACCGAAUCGAAUGCUUAGUGUUGAUUCGAAAGUCAAAGCUGCAUUAACACGUACGUAUAAUAAAUCAUCGCAUUUACUACCGUAUGUCAUCUCAUCAAGUGGUUCCUUUAAACGUAAACGUGGUGGUGGUGCUCCAGGUUCAUUUGAAGGGGAAAUUGAAAAUGAUUCUGGUCUAUUCGACGAUGAUGAUGAAGAAGAAGAAAAGGAAGACGAAAAAGUCGACCUGAAGAAUGAUGCCAUGAUUUUAAUUAAAAAAGAAGAUCCGAAAAAGCGCAUAAACACUGAGAAAUCUAAAUUACAACGAGGAGAACAAUGUUCAUCUUCUGAUAGCAACAAUACAAAAGAACGUGGUCGAGGUCGUGGUCGCGGUAGAGGUAGAGGUAGAGGGAAAGAUUGAAACAUAUAUACAUACAUUCAUUCGCUUGUUAUUAUUCUUACGGUUUCGAUAGCAUUUCAUCUCAUCACUAAACGCUGUACAAAAGAUAAACAAAUCUAUUUGUUUGUUUGUUUUUUUAUUGAAAAUAAGAAAUAUGUAUUUUUAUCUUUACCCUGCCAUUGUUUAUUUAAUAGGUUCUAUUUUUUUUCGUAACUUAUUGGGUUAAACUGCAUUGCUCUAUUGUUAAACAUCAGAUUAUAGAUUCAAUAAAUGUAAUUGUAUUA